Penicillium riverlandense is the source of this 810-nucleotide messenger RNA. RefSeq names its product HIG1 domain-containing protein. The coding region runs from base 1 to 810 and encodes 269 amino acids. Gene Ontology annotation, cellular component: mitochondrial inner membrane. The transcript is spliced from 2 exons. Gene Ontology annotation, biological process: mitochondrial respiratory chain complex IV assembly. The record is from RefSeq and is a predicted model, not a curated record. Lineage: Eukaryota; Fungi; Ascomycota; Eurotiomycetes; Eurotiales; Aspergillaceae.
AUGCGAGACGAGCACUCCAAUAAAGCUGGACAUCUCCCCCCCCCCCCCCCCCCCCCCCCCCCAACCCAAAAAAAAGGUUACAAGACAUCUGUCAUUGACGUAGAUCUUGCCGAAUGUUUUCUUGAGGAUAUGAAACUUCUUAGUCAGGAAGAAGAAGACGCCCAUUACCAUGAGGUUUUGAAAGGUGGCACAAUUUGUGGUGUUGCAGGCCUCGUAGGUGGCCUGGCGGGGGUUAUGGCCGCCAGUCGUCGCUUCACCCGUUUCCGAUCCUUACCCAUACAAUUCAGAGGAUACAUAGUCACAUCGUGCGGGACAUUCCUGGCCAUAGUGGGCGCAGACCAUGGGUCACGAGUCUUCGAAUUACGGCAUAACCCCCUAAUGUCGUCCCACAUCGAGCACGACAGGUGGCUACAAGAAAGUCGCCAUUCUCACCAGGCGGGUACUGAACGCUUACUUGAGUGGGUCUACCAUGAAAAAUACAAAAUUUUAGGUGCGGCGUGGGUGUUCAGUAUCUCUGGUUCACUCGUCAUGCUAGGCCGAAAUCGGUACUUGACUAGCCGGCAAAAGAUGGUACAAGCUCGUGUUUAUGCCCAGGGGUUGACUAUUGGCAUCAUAUGUGUCGCAGCGGCAUUCGAGAGGCGAGUUCAGAGCAAAGAAGAGGGGCCGAUUCGACGAAAUCAGACAAAUGGAAGAAGUACAGUUGUUGGGACUCCUAUUGGACACCGUGGUAGCCUAGAGAGCGACCAUAUUUGGAAGGAGAUGGUUUCUCGCGAGUAUGAGGGACUGAAAAGAAGGGAAAGAGAGAAGUAA